Messenger RNA from Mizuhopecten yessoensis (Yesso scallop), 5870 nucleotides. RefSeq names its product cartilage matrix protein-like. The transcript is spliced from 12 exons. Bases 477 to 2450 code for a protein of 657 amino acids. Lineage: Eukaryota; Metazoa; Mollusca; Bivalvia; Pectinida; Pectinidae. The record is from RefSeq and is a predicted model, not a curated record.
GAAGGUGUAUGAGAUUUAAGCGUCAGUUUGCGAGUGUCGCUGUUGGGAUAAACGUCGGUAUGAGAGAGGGAAGCAAACAUUUGUGAAAUGAACACUCUAUUUAUUUAGCAAGGUCAUUUCACUGUCCCUACAUACGAAUUUACAUGAUAUUCAUUUGUGGGGAUUCCAUUAUUUGGAAAACGUAAAACAAAUUAAGCUGGAAAUAUUUCUGCUGUUUAAAUUUUAAGACAUAUAUAUACAUAUAUGAUCUAUUUAUGUCGCCCUGUUGCUAAUUUUCCCUAAUACCUGGAAGUGAAACCGUGCCUUUUUCUUUAUUUUUGGAGAUGACAUAGAAGACACGGAGGGAGUUUUCGUUUGUGAGUUUCUAACCCGGAGGCCAGUGAGAUUAGGGACAGCCGUCGUGAGGAGAUAUAAAUCUGCACGUGCUUCUUGGAGUCUUGAUUAAGUUUUAAUUUAUUGACGACCCACGGGCAGCCAUGACGUCAUCAUUGUAUAUAUGUGUUCUAUUCCUACUGGUAGGAAAGAGUUUGGCACUACCUCGAGUCAAACGCCAAGACGACUCUGUCAUAAGGAGGAAUCGUGUUUGUGGAAACAUAGCCGACUUAGCUUUUGUAAUAGACUCUUCGCGAAGUAUUGGGGAACCUGAAUUCAACAAAGAACUCAGAUUUGUGAGGGAAGUACUAAAAGAGUUUGAGCUUGGUAUAGACAAAACGCGGGUCGCCAUCGUUUCUUUUAGCAAUGUUGUUAAGACCGAGUUUAACUUUAAUCAGUAUUCAAAUGAAAACGAUAUCUUAAGUGCAGUGUCAAGAAUUCUAUAUGCCGCUGGUCCAGCAACAGUGACGUAUAGGGCGUUAAACCAGACAAGGCGAGGCGUGUUCAACCCAGGGUUCGGGGACCGCCCGGGGGUACCCAAUGUCGUCAUUGUAGUGACAGAUGGUGGCACGAACCCCGGGAGGGUUGAUCCGUAUACGAAAGAGGUGGGGAAAGCCCUUACCCUCGGGGAGGCUGAGGAGUUAAAAGUUAUGGGCUGUCACGUGUUCUCGAUAGGGGUAGGACCGCAUAUUGACCCAAGUGAACUUAUGGGUAUUGCAAGUAAACCGGAAGAGAAGUAUUACCUUCAGGUGGAUAAUUUCAACAAACUGAAUACGCGAGCUCUGACUGAAAUGGUUGCUUACAGGGCUUGUGAAGUGCAAGAUCCCCCUCCGCAGCCACUUUGCGAGGCCAGUCCCACCGAUAUUGUGUUCAUCCUGGACAAGUCCACGAGUCUUAGGACAUUAACCAACUACAUGGAAGAACUCAAUUUUGUCAUCGGCGUCAUUAAAAACCUCGCUAUUGGUCCCGAUCACAGUCAAGUAUCUGUGAUCACUUUCAGCACCGAAUCCAAAUUCGAGUUUCCACUUAACAGAUACCAGGAUGCCGAAAGUUUGAAGAGAGCGAUCAUGCAGCUACCUUGGAGUAAGGGUGACACCUACACUGACCUCGCCCUGAAGAGCAUGCUGGACGAAGCGUUCUCGCCAUCCAACGGCGCAAGAAGGGGCGUGGCUAAAAUUGGUGUCAUAGUAACCGAUGGCGCUUCGACUGAUCCCUACAAGACCGAGAAAAUGGCCGAGAGGAUCCACAGAAUUAGGAACAUCAACAUGUUUGCUAUCGGUGUUGGCGACGCAUUCAACAAAGAUGAAUUAGCUAUGAUUGCUUCAAAACCCGCGUCCAAGCACGUGUUCGAGGUCAAAGACGUCCAAGCUCUCUCAAUGAUCACUGGCCUUUUCACCGGUCGUUUCUGCCGACCUGCCACACCCAGACCGACCCCGCGUCCCACACCAGCUCCGAUCAAAGAUUGUCAAUACAGAGAUAUGGACGUCGUCUUCCUCCUCGACAAAUCAACAAGUCUUCAAACACAGACCAACUUCAAUAAGGAGCUUGUUUUCGUCAAUGACUUCCUGGAUGAAAUCAACAUCGAUUCCGGAUCCGCCCAAGUCGCAGUAAUGACAUUCAGCGACGACCCAAAGGUCGAAUUCCACCUAAACCGCUACAACAGCAAAUUUGGAGUCAAACAAGGUCUGCUUGGUGUCAAGUACACGUACGGCAACACUUACACAGACAGAGCUGUGAAGACCCUUGUUGACGACGUCCUAACUACCAGGAACGGGGCUCGCCCUGGAGUCAUCAAGGUCGUUAUCAUUGUCACAGACGGCAAGUCGACAGAUCCUUAUGCCCUCGCGGACCAGACCGCACGGCUGCACAGACAGUCCGCUACCGUUUUCGCCAUUGGUGUCGGCGAAGCAAUUGAUGCAUCAGAGCUACGUAUGAUGGCGUCCGAAUCGGACAAUGUGUUCAUGGUGGAUGAUCUCAACGCCCUCCAGAACAUCCGCUUACAGUUGGUGUCACGUGUCUGUGGAAAUGACCGAAACAAUUUCCCACUGGACCGUUUCCGCCUUGGACCAAGAGCCUAAGCAAGAACACCAGACGGCUCAGUGAGCACUCCUAGCUGACAAGAUUCAGUAAUUUUUUCAAAUUUGUAUUAUUUUGAUACAAUAACCAAAGCAAUGCAAAUAGUCAUUUUAAUGACUCGUGUUUAUACCAAACUUGCAUUUUAAGAAAUUCAGGUUAGAACGCAAAACGGGCAAAUAAUGUGUAAUAAUUAAUGAUAAAAUUACAUCGACGCCAUUUAAAAGCCAACUUGUGUUUUGAAAAUAUAAUUACAUAAUUUAAAAUUUAGGUUAUGACAUUGACGUAUUAUUUUUCUAAUAUUGGCUUUGAUAAAUGGUAUCGUAUUCUAAAACUGCAAAUUAAAUUGUAUAGAGGAAAUCAGUAUAGUUUUGUUUUGUUUUUAUAAGUAUUAUUUUUGAGUAUUUAUCUUAUGUAAAUGUAUUGAUAUAGUGCAUUCCACAUAUAAUUACAUUCCAUUAUAUAACAUAGUCUAUGUAAAAAAAGUAACUAGUGUACUUUAUGUCACUGAACAUUCCUUCUGGUUUUUUUCCCAAUUACACGAGUUACGGCGUUUUGAGAGAAACAUUUACAAAGAGUAGGAACACAUUUUUAAGAAACAUUUUUUAGUUUCAUAUCAUGUUUAGCUCAUAAAGAAUGUAUUUCUUUUCGUCUCUCACUCGACUGAUCAUGUUUUCACGGAAACCUGUCCCCCCACAACAACUGCAUUCUCUUGUUAGAUAAAGCCUCAUUUUGUCAUAGUAAAUGAACGUAUGUUUUCGUGAAACCUUUUAAGCAAGACAAUGCAUAUUGUAAAAUUGCAAAAUUGAUAUAAAUCUAGCUCAUACCCACUCAAUACUCUACCUCUUAUAGAUGCUGCCACGCUUGAUGUAGUGCUGCCGUAGUAAAACAUGGGGAUCAUACUAGUGCGAACAGUGAAAUUUGGUUAGUCUUGACGUUGUAUAGAAUACAAAACAACCCGGUUUAGUAGAAAGACAAAAUCCGAAUACCUUAACUAAAAGAAUCAUAUAGACAGUAGGUGUUUUUUCUGGAAUCGCUCGAUCUGUAUGUUGACGAGGCGGAAUAUUUGGAUUGUUCGUGAACGUCCUGUUACCAAAGUUUAUACGCCACAUUUGGAUUAAUAUUGACCAAGUUCUUACAUUUCCAUGUCAGUAUGCAUACCAAUAUGUGCUCAUCGACAAAAUCGGUGAUUAUUUGUAUAGAUUUGUGAAGAGGGUGUUUGGAUAACUGGGUUCCAUUGUAAUAGUGUGUAUUUUUUAUGUGUUUAUCGUCACAAUGUCAAAAUUAUCAAAUGAUCAGAUAAUAAGCACAAGAACCAUGAUGUGACAAAAAGUGAAAUUAUAAUUUUACAAUUUUUAAAUUGAAUUAUUUCGACUGAAAAACAUUGUCUUAAUUCAGCGUCAUUUACAGUCUAACUUACAGAGGAUACCAUUAUUCUUCAAGCUUCUUCUUCUUUUCUUCCGAAAAGAGCUGAGUUUAUCGUUGGCGUCCGCUAAGCUACACUAAAUAUACGAAAUUAGAUGACCACUAAAUAAACACGGAACAACGAGUCUGGAAAUGACAAAUAAAAGUUUCCUUUAAGGUCUUUAAAAAAUGCAAUUUUUAUAUUUUUGUAAUCUUUCGAGCUUAAAUAUUUCUCUGCAUGAAUUAGGACUAAAAGGUUGAUAUGUAUUUUUUUUCAAUGGUGCCAGUUUCUGUAACCGUGAGGAUUAGAUUGGGGAUCGUAUCGUAUUGUGAAAGUAAUAUCGUGAAUCGAAUUGUGAAGAUAAAAUUGAGAAAAGUAUCGUGUUGUGAAUGUUAUAUCUAGAUAUGAAUCGUUUUGUAAUGUUAUAUCAAGAAACGUGUCUAUAUUGAAGGUUAUACUGAGAUAGGUAUCAAUUUAAUGGUAUAUCGAGAAACGUAUCGUAUUGUGACUGUAAAAUAGAGAUCUGUUUCACAUCGUGGUGUUUAUAUCAAGAUAAGUAUCGUAUCGUGAAGGUUAUAUCGAUAUGAGUGGUAUCGUGAUGGUAUAUCAAGAUAUGUAUCGUAUCGAGGAGGUUAUAUCGAUAUAAAUCGGUUCGUGAUGCUAUAUUGAGUUAUGCAUAUUAGCGUUACGUUAAUAACAAGAAUAGUAUCGUAUCGUGUGAGGUAUAUCAAGAAACGUGUAGUAUCGUCAGUUAUAUCUAGAUGUGUAUCGUAUCGUAAAAGUUUUAUCGAGAAAUAUGUCGUUCGGGUUAUAUCGAAUAUGGCUCGCUUCGUGAACCAUUGCUGGUACGUAAUGUUAACUAUAUAUGAAAUGAUAUAUUGAUAGCUUUAACGUGAAUACUAAAUAUGUACAAUACUUCUAUAUUUAGAAUUUUCACAAUCCAACUUUUUUAGUUGGUAUCGUGUAUUAUGUUACUGUUUAAAGAGCCCGCGUGUAAAACGAGAUAUUUUUCAGUUAUUUUGGUAUCAUACUUUGAUGUAUAAAUUAAUUUCUUAUCAUUCAAUAUGCUUUGUGUGAGAUGAAUCUUGGACAAACAUAUGUUACAUUUUACCAAAUUUUAUGAAAAAAAUCAUUGGUAUCAAUUUAAUUAUCAAGAUAAAAAUUAAAUACUUGUUUGUUUAAAGUUGUUCAUCAAUAUAAAUAGUGCUGAGUAAUGCGUUGCAUAAUGUUUUCUCAAAUCGCAUGCGUAUGUUCAUAAACGGCUGUCAAACUGUCAACAUAAUGGGAAACGUUUUUUGUAAUGUAAGAUGGUACUAACUUUCAAUUACUUUAUGACAAAUUGUAAACAUAUAUAGCCAUGAUUUAUAUAUUACUCAACAAUUAAUUCAUAUAAUGUUCAGAUUUUUAUUUUCAUUGACCUCCAAAAAUUGUGUUACAAUAUAAUGUUAUUAAUAAAGAUUCCUCUUUUAUUUGAUUUUAAACAAAGCAUUCCUCGGAACGAAUUCAGUAUAUACGAUAAAAAUAGGUAAUUAUUAAUGAAUGUCUUAGAGAGUUGCUUCAAGCUAAAGUACAUCAGUAGACUUUUAACGACAGUCCCCUUUAUUGAUGUAAUAUAUAUAUAUACUAUGUAUAAUAGUAUAAUUAUCUUUUGAAUGACGUCUUUGUUUUGCAACCAUACAUCUGAAUUACAUAAAAAUAUUGAGGAAUUCGCUCUUUAAAUGUUGAAAUAUAUGUGUUGAAAUUUACAUUUUAUCUGAUCAGCACACUAAAUGAAAAAUAAACCAUUAUUUUAUUAAACUACUUGUUAUAUUUUGCAUAGAUAGAAAGUAUGCUAUAAAGUUAAUGCAUCUGCUUAUGAAAAGUCUGGUUGGAUAACAAAGGCCUCUGCUAACAAUGUAUAUAUAUAUAUAUAACGUAUUUUGUUCAUGUUUGAUUAAUAUGUCAUUAAUAUUAAUGGUGUAUCAUUAUAUUUUGUAAAUGUAUGUCAAAUAAUAAAAUGCAGUAGCAUUCUAUAACAUAA